UAAAAUGAAAAAAGAAGAAUGAAUUUACUGGUUUCCAUAGAAAGGAAUCAUGUUGAGUGUUGAGGGUGUGUCACUUUCUUUGGCAACAAUAUGUGAUUAAAGAAAUGAGGGUAGAUAUUCUUUUUCUCCACAAGAGAAAAAGUGGCCAAAAUUGCAACUUAAAUGUCACUGAUGUUUCCCACGCCCCUCCUUCCCCAGCAGACAGGAGAGAACCAUGAGGAGGGAGAACCAGAGCAGUGUAUCUGAAUUCCUCCUCCUUGGCCUCCCCGUCCCACCAGAGCAGAAGCAUGUGUUCUUUGCCCUGUUCCUGGGCAUGUACCUGACCACCAUGCUGGGGAACCUGCUCAUCAUCCUGCUCAUCAGGCUGGACCCUCGCCUCCACACUCCCAUGUACUUCUUCCUCAGCCACUUGGCCCUCACAGAUGUCUCCUUUUCCUCUGUCACUGUCCCUAAGAUGCUGAUGAACAUGCAGACUCAGGAUCAAUCCAUUCCCUAUGCAGGGUGUGUAACACAAACAUACUUCUUCUUAAUUUUUACUGGUCUGGAUGAUUUCCUUCUCACCUCAAUGGCCUAUGAUAGAUACGUGGCAAUCUGUCACCCUCUCCGCUAUACCAGUAUUAUGAGAGGGGGACUGUGUACCAUACUAGUAACUGUAUCUUGGAUUCUGUCCUGUGCCAAUGCCCUUUGUCACACUCUCCUCCUGGCCCAGCUGUCAUUUUGUUCUGAAAACACCAUCCCCAAUUUCUUCUGUGACCUUGGUGCCCUUCUCAAACUCUCCUGCUCAGACACAUCCCUCAAUGAUCUAGUAAUUUUCAUAGCAGGAGUGGCUACCAUUAUGCUCCCACUCCUUUGUAUCUUGGUCUCUUAUGGCCACAUCGGGGCCACCAUCCUCAAGGUUCCAUCCACCAAGGGCAUCUGCAAAGCCUUGUCCACAUGUGGCUCCCACCUCUCUGUGGUUCUUCUCUAUUAUGGAACUAUUAUUGGGCUAUAUUUGGUCCCCUCAUCCAGCACCUCCAGCAACAAGGACAUAGUUGCCUCUGUGAUGUACACAGUGGUCACUCCAUUACUGAACCCCUUCAUUUAUAGCCUGAGGAAUAGAGACAUGAAGGGGGCCCUGGAGAAACUCUUCCACAAGGCACCAGUCUUGUCUUAGUGACAUUUACUCAUCUUUAUAACAGACACAUGUGGUCACAUAACUCCAGAUCAUACACCCCAUAUCUUGAGCCCAGCUUGUAUAAAAGCUCAGUAUAAAUUUGGUAACUGAAUUGCAUUUUGUAACAGCUAUUCUUUCUUCUCGUAGGAAUUCAUUAGUAUCAAUUGUGAAUUCUUAGUUGAUACUAUUGAUUGAUGUUCUUGUCUACAACACUGAGAAAUUAUAUACCUGGUACUACUUAAUGUCUCUCUUUUUAUUACCUGGGAAUUUAGUAGCUUUUUAUAAAACAACUUUAUUGAGGUAAAAUUGUUCUAUAAAUGCAGCACACAUUUAAAAAGUGUUAUGAUUCAUAUUCUGAAACAGUAUACCUCAUGAAAUAAC
This is a messenger RNA of Sus scrofa (pig), 1534 nucleotides long. Lineage: Eukaryota; Metazoa; Chordata; Mammalia; Artiodactyla; Suidae. The record is from RefSeq and is a predicted model, not a curated record.